ACACGUACUUGGUUCUUCUCUUCGCAUACGUAUUUCCAUCUCUCGUAGUAUUUACGGACUAGUAUCCGGAUCUUCUGUUGAAUUCACCCCUGAAUAAGUUGCAGACAGCCCAGCCAGAGAGACAGAUAGAGACAAAGAAGGGAGAGAGAAAGAGGGUGCUGGAACGUCUGCUGGAUUCAUUGUUGCAUCGUACCUCCGUUGCGCUCAAGAUUUUAAUCGUAUUCAUGUGGGACUCAAUGGACAUCGAAGCUCUUUAUUGCAUGUAUUGCUGAGGUUUACUCAUUUUACCCUUCUCCAUAAGGCUAGGAUGUUGUUUGAUGGUGUCUAUGGCUGAGAUGUACCACUAGUUUAGCUUGAUAGAAUAGAGAUUGAUGGAUUUAUCUGUAAGUUUUCUGUAUGUACUUCAUGGGUACCAGAUCCGCAAGUCAUUGGUGUUCUGGAACUUUGUGUCUUCUGCAGUGGGCAUGGUUUCUCUGAAGAUUUUGGGUUUGAAAUCAGUUGUUGAUUAGUGGUGCUCACUGAUAAUCCAAGCAAUAAUGGAUGAUAGUGACUAUAGCUCUUGGGUGAGGCGCACAAACUAUUCACAUACCGUUUGUCACAGAUGGGAUUCCUCUAGGAUUUCAUCUGUUCCUUUUUCCUUCAAAAAAGUUCAAGGUUCUGUUUCAUCUGUAAAGGGGGUCAGCUCUGGCUCAACUGCCCAGCCUUCUGAAAAGAAAGAUAGCAUCCCUAGUUCAUCUCAAACUGCAGAAAAUUUAAAGAAAGAACAACAAAAACAUGCUCCAGGCCGAUCAAGGGCAUUGUCUCCAUUUCCACAAACUGCACUCUCAGAUGAAUUUCAAGAGGCCAGGUCAGAUAGAAAAAGGUUCUCAAGUCCAACUUCAAGAAGAAGAGAUCGUGAUAAAAGUUUCAUCAACAGAUUGUUCUCUCUAGAUCUGCACAACCAUAACUUGACUGAUCCCCUUCAGAUUUCUGCUUCAUAUAGUAAAUUCAGCGAUAAACCAAAGCCACGGAGAGAAAGCUCAUGGACCAAGUACUUUGACCAUGCUGGCGGAAGAGUUACUGCUCUGGAAACAACUGAUGAGUGGACAGUUGACCUCUCUAAGUUACUGUUAGGUUAUAGAUUUGCUUCUGGAGCUCAUAGUAAACUAUACUAUGGACUUUACAAGGAUCAACCUGUUGCUGUCAAGGUCAUUCGGCAACCUGAUGAUGAUGAAAGUGGUGAGAUGGCUGCUCGGUUGGAGAAGCAGUUCACCAGAGAGCUAACUCUUCUUUCUCAUCUUCACCAUCAAAAUGUGAUACAGUUAGUAGGGGCAUGUAGAAAACCACCAGUUUUUUGCAUCAUCACGGAAUACCUGUCUGGUGGAUCUUUAAGGGCAUACCUUCACAAACUUAAGCCCGGGCACCUUUCUCAUCAAGAGAUCAUAGCAAUUGCUAUUGACAUUGCUCGGGGGAUGGAGUAUCUGCAUUCGCAGGGGGUUAUACAUAGAGACGUUAAACCUGAAAACAUGCUUUUUGAUCAAGAUCAUCACUUGAAGAUUGCAGAUUUUGGUAUAGCUUGUGAAGAAGCUCAUUGUGAUGGUCUGACCGAAGACCCAGGAACAUACCGGUGGAUGGCUCCUGAGAUGAUCAAGCACGAGCGUUAUGGGCACAAAGUUGAUGUGUAUAGCUUUGGUCUUGUUCUAUGGGAGCUGGUUGCUGGAACUAUUCCUUAUGAGGACAUGAUACCUGUUCAGGCAGCCUUUGCAGUGGUCAAUAAGAAUGCCAGGCCUCCUAUACCACCAACUUGCCCUCCUGCACUUCGAGCAUUGAUUGAGCAGUGCUGGAAUAAACUUCCAGAAAAGAGACCAGAAUUCUGGCAGAUCGUGAAGGUCUUGGAGCAAUUUGAGUCCUCUCUUGCGCGUGAUGGCACACUCAAGCUGGUCCAGAAUUCUACUUGUGAAGACCACAAGAAACGGCUUAUACAUUGGAUUUCAAAGCUUAGCUUGGCAAACAAUAAUAGUUCAUCAUCGCGCAGAUAGUUUUUUCUGUUUUUUUUUUCGUUGAUGGUCAUGGACAUACACUAGUGUUCACCCUGUGUCUUGUAAUUAACAAUUCCUUGACCAAGUUUCCAACCUUGCUUUA
Molecule: messenger RNA, 2121 nt
Organism: Nymphaea colorata (pocket water lily)
Lineage: Eukaryota; Viridiplantae; Streptophyta; Magnoliopsida; Nymphaeales; Nymphaeaceae
Product: serine/threonine/tyrosine-protein kinase HT1-like
Exons: 4
Coding region: 537-2018 (493 amino acids)
Biological process (GO): protein phosphorylation
Molecular function (GO): ATP binding; protein kinase activity
Source: RefSeq, a predicted model, not a curated record